UUCAUUUUCAGAGCAGUAACAAAAUUCAAAAUUCGAAAAAAAAAUUAUCACUUCCAGUUCGAACUUCGCACUGUGAACGUCUAAUUAAUUAAUACAUAGAAAUGCCACCUAAGACGAGCGGUAAAGCUGCCAAGAAAUCUGGUAACGCCCAGAAGAAUAUCUCCAAGUCUGACUCAAAGAAAAAGAAGAAGCACAAGCGCAAGGAGAGCUACGCCAUCUACAUAUACAAGGUGCUGAAGCAGGUCCACCCCGACACCGGUAUCUCCAGCAAGGCCAUGUCGAUCAUGAACUCGUUCGUGAACGAUAUCUUCGAGCGCAUCGCCGCCGAGGCCUCCCGCCUCGCCCACUACAACAAGAGGUCCACCAUCACCAGCAGGGAGGUGCAGACCUCCGUCAGGCUGCUCCUCCCCGGCGAGCUCGCCAAGCACGCCGUCAGUGAAGGCACCAAGGCCGUCACCAAGUACACCAGCUCUAAGUGAGCACG
Messenger RNA from Leguminivora glycinivorella, 484 nucleotides. Its product is annotated as histone H2B-like. NCBI's taxonomy places the organism in Eukaryota, Metazoa, Arthropoda, Insecta, Lepidoptera, Tortricidae. The transcript has a single exon. Gene Ontology annotation, molecular function: structural constituent of chromatin; protein heterodimerization activity; DNA binding. The record is from RefSeq and is a predicted model, not a curated record. Bases 102 to 479 code for a protein of 125 amino acids. Gene Ontology annotation, cellular component: nucleosome.